Messenger RNA from Papaver somniferum (opium poppy), 1379 nucleotides. RefSeq lists its product as uncharacterized. NCBI's taxonomy places the organism in Eukaryota, Viridiplantae, Streptophyta, Magnoliopsida, Ranunculales, Papaveraceae. The coding region runs from base 217 to 1365 and encodes 382 amino acids. The record is from RefSeq and is a predicted model, not a curated record. The transcript is spliced from 2 exons.
AAGUGUGAAAGCCAGGCCCUAGCCAACUGUUAACCCCAGCGGGUUUAAACAAGUCUUUAAACCUCUCAAAUUCUCAUUUGGAGGUCGGUAAUUCAACUCCUUGCCCUAACUAUCAGACGCCCGCUGCUGCAAUUCCCGGUUCUUCUUCUUCAUCCUCUUUGAAUUCUAUGCUCCAGUUUUGGAAUAGAAGAUCAAUUUGGGAUUUUUGUGAAUUAGAUGAUGGUGAGAGCUGAGGUGGAAGCAGAUGUCCAAAGAUGGGUUGGAUUAAUCUUCAUGAAGUAUAAUGACUAUGAUGGUGCUAAGAAAAAGCUAAUUGAAGCACAAACAUCGUAUCCAGGAAUUAAAUAUGUUGAUGAGUUGAUCAAACUAUGUGACAUAGCAUGUACAGCUAAAUCUCAAGGGAGUGGAAUUGAUUGGUGCUCGGUUCUCGACAUUAACAAGAUGGCCAGUGUGUCUGACAUAGAUUUGAAGUACACGGAGCUGAUGAGAACUUCGGAACCGGUUAAGAACAAGUUUCAGGAAAUUCAAUCAUCUUUGGGGCUCAUCGAAAACGCUUAUAGCGAGUUUAAAUCUAAAAGAGCUGCAACCGUGAAUAUUGAUAGCGGAGCUACUUCACAAAAUUCUUCUGGGACUAAGAGAAUUGUCAGCGAGGAUUCAGAUAAUAACAGUCUAAUAUGCAAUACAGGGGAGCAGCCUUUGAAGAGGUUAAGAAGUUUGGGUGGGAAUGAUUGUGAAGUUAUGGGUGAGACCCAAUCACUUAAUGAACUAAUAGGAAAAAUUUGUAGCCAAGAAGCGGGGUCGGAUACUGCUGAAAGCAAGUGUAGAUUAAAUGAAAUGCAGAGUCCUCACCCGUUAUCAAUAACUGAGAAUGUUGAAAUGGAUACGGUUGCAGCAGAAUUUGGUAAUGGUGCCAGCAUUAAGCACCAAAAUUCUGGAUCUCCUCUUAUAGCUUCAGUGCCGAAUCCAGAAAUAUAUACAGUGAAUCAGUGUGCAGGGUAUGUUGCUCCCGGGGAUCAAAUUGUCAAGAAACUCAUUGCAUACUCGCGGCGAAGACAUCUAUCACCAAAAACAUGUGAAGAAAGAAUUAGUCAGGCUGAUGGAAAAUCAAAAGAUGAAAGCACAUCUUCAGAUAAUUUGGAAAUGGACAGGUCAUCAAGAGAGAACAUAGGUGAGCUAACUGCAAAAAAUAGCUUAGAGAAAGUGGCAGAAGAGAUUGACAUUGAGAGGGAUGGUGUCAGUUUGGGUGCAUUUAUGAUGGAACAGAUGAUGCAGUUAAUAAGUUGGUUGACAAAGAGAAAGUGGCUGAAGAGAUUGAUACUGAGAGUGAUUGUGUCAGGUUGGGUGGGGAUGAUUGUGAAUUGUUAGCUGAGACCCAAUCA